This is a messenger RNA of Antechinus flavipes (yellow-footed antechinus), 1447 nucleotides long. It is a transcript of the gene COMMD2, whose product is annotated as COMM domain containing 2. The transcript has 5 exons. Lineage: Eukaryota; Metazoa; Chordata; Mammalia; Dasyuromorphia; Dasyuridae. The coding region runs from base 139 to 1029 and encodes 296 amino acids. The record is from RefSeq and is a predicted model, not a curated record.
AGCGAAGCGGGGGACGGGUCACUACUGCAGCGGGCCGGGGACGACAAGCCGCGAGCGGAGGUACAGAGCAGCUCAAUAUUCUCAAACCAUUCAUUGCAAGCUAGGUGCAUUCUGGACUAGGAACCAAAGGACUAAUAAAUGAGCUCCACAAAUCUGUUCGCCCUCUCGGCCUCCAUGACUAGGUCUCCGCCCGGCACAGCGGGAGGGAGGUGGGAGAAAACUAGGUUUAGGGAGGAGGCGGCCCGGGAUCCGGAGCGCACGGGGGCGGGGCCGGGAAGGCAGACGUCAACGGCCGGAACCCCCACCUCGGGAGGACGCGGCUUCGCCGGAGCGAUCCGCGACGGACUCAGCAGACGGAAGUGUUCUUUAGAGAAGGCAGGCCUUCCGCCGCCGCCGCUGCUGCCGAGGUUCGGCCCGAAGAGGAGAAAGAUGCUUCUGGAGCUGUCCGAGGAGCACCGCGAGCACCUGAGCUUCCUACCGAAGGUGGACUACGCCGUGGUCGCCGAAUUCGGCCGGAUCGCUCUGGAGUUUCUGAGGAAAGGCUCCAACCCGAAAGUGUAUGAAGGGGCCGCCAGAAAACUCAAUGUUAGUAGUAACACAGUCCAACAUGGAGUUGAAGGAUUAACAUACCUACUCACUGAGAGCUCAAAACUCAUGAUUUCUGAACUGGAUUUCCAAGAUUCGGUGCUUGUUUUGGGAUUCAGUGAAGACUUAAAUAAAUUGUUGCUUCAGCUUUACCUUGACCACAGAAAAGAAAUCAGAACGAUUCUGAGUGAAUUGGCACCAGUGUUCCCUAGUUACCACAAUCUUGAAUGGAGAUUAGAUGUACAGCUUGCUAGCAGAUGUCUAAGACAGCAGAUUAAACCAGCAAUGACUCUAAAGCUGCACCUGAGUCAGGAUGGAGAGCAUAGCAACCAGGUUUUGCAGACUGACCCAGCUACCUUGCUCCACUUGAUUCAGCAACUGGAACAAGCAUUAGGAGAAAUGAAAACAAACCAUUGCAGGAGAAUUGUCCGAAAUAUCAAAUAGUAUUGAAUUUGUGUUGUAAAUUUGUUCAGAUGAUUUAUGAAGCAAUGUUAAAAGACUAAGCAUAGGUUGGAAUCCUUUUUCUUGUAAUUAAAAGGGUUAAAUAUCUGAAUUAGAUGGACUUUGUUUUCUCUGCCAUAACACUGAUAAAUUAAUUAGAUGCUUAUUUUUUAUGAGGUUUCUUAUGCCUCAUUUCUUAAUGCUAUAAAAUGAAUUUUGUUUUAUAUAAAUGCAUGUGUAUGUGUGAUGAUAGUUCAACUGGAAAUUAAUUUAUGUUCGUUUUCUGUACAUAUCAAUAUCUUCUAGAAUAUCUUGAUUUUUUUAAAACUUAUACUUGUUUUUUAUUAUAUUUCUUUAUGCUUGAUAUCUAAAAAUUAUAUUUGAAUUAUAUCUAAAAUAAAAAUACAAUGUGAUCACUUAA